Molecule: messenger RNA, 981 nt
Organism: Cryptococcus wingfieldii CBS 7118
Lineage: Eukaryota; Fungi; Basidiomycota; Tremellomycetes; Tremellales; Cryptococcaceae
Exons: 4
Coding region: 1-981 (326 amino acids)
Source: RefSeq, a predicted model, not a curated record
AUGUUUUUAUCCCGCCAGCUCUCUCCAGCGAGCUCGCUAGCUAGCCGAUCUUUCUGCUCAACCUGUCGACUCCUUCAAGCUCCAAAGAGGCUUGGCGAACCAUCUUCUCAGCCCUUGCGGACAAGAUCGUCCGACGGGACGAGUUCUGCCAUUGACGCAAGUUCUGAAAGACGUCCGCGGACGCCUAAGCGUGAUCGCCAGGUGGACAAGUCCAAGUCCCAUGCCAGGCAGAGCGGCUCUUCAGAACCAAAGCUAUGGAGAGACAAGUUACUGCUACUCGGUCCAAGUAUCGACAGUGGCCCGUUACGUCCAAAGAGGCCAAUCCCCGAUGGAUCAUCCAGAACCCAAAGAUCUCCUCGGGCGCUCGAUGGAUCGGCGCCUCGAGACCGAGAACGAGACAGCCGGGCGCCUCAGUCGAAUGCUGGUCCUUCUUGGGACUCGAUUGCCAGAGAGAAAGACAUCAGGUUCAUAGGUAUCGACCUCGGGACUGCGCUCCCCCGCAUCUUCACCUCCCGCCCCACCAUACAAUACACCACCCCCCUCUUCGCCAUCCGCCUCUUCCCUGCCUCAGCCCUCCCCCUCCGUCCCGCCCCGCCCUUCCCUCUGCAUGCUAUAGCGAGAAAGAGGCAAGAGAUGAAGGCAGAAGCGGCUUGUGUGUAUGCGGUGGUGAUUGCUAGUAAGGCCAAGGUGAGUAAACUGGCGGUAGAGCGAAACAAGGUGAGGAGAAAGGUUAUGGAGGCGAUGGGAAAAGUUGUGAACGCGCCAGGUAUGGGUAAGAACCUUGUCUCGCCAGAGCACGCAUAUAUCAUCUCUGCAAAUCCUGAAGUCUAUGACGCUCCUAUGGAAACCCUCGUGAACGACGUCGAGCGGUCAUUGGUGACUAUCAGGAAGAAGAUGGACAAGGCGGGCGAUGUGAAGAGCGGGGCGGAGCUGUGGUUGCCUGAGCCGAGAUACCUUUCGAAGGAUGGAAAGAGGUGGUAG